ACAGGUGGCGGGGGAAUGAGAGAGGGAGCCGUGCAUAUAAAUUGCUACUGCCCUACCUCUGCCACCGGUUGAUCCAUGGGAGCGAGACGGUGAAGGGCAGCUGUAGACAUUAAGGCUGGGUUGAUAGGUGUUCAGGAGUGUUGCAUUGCCUAUUUCGAAGGGCUUGUUUUCACUGCAGCUGGAAGCAGCUCUUGUAAAUAGACACACUGUGAUUGUACUUCUGUGAAGUUUUAGUAGUAAACCAGAAGGGUGUAGAGACCUCUUGGAGGUUACAGUAUACUUUAAAAUGGUUGCCACUAGCAGUCUAAGCAGUAAAAGCACCGCAUGCAUUUCAGAACUGAUACACCAAGGCUUUCACCUUGCAAAUGUAACUGACUUUGACUACUGGGAUUACAUUGUACCUGAACCCAACUUUACAGAGGUGGUGUUUGAGGAGAGAACCUGUCAGAGUUUAGUUAAAAUGUUGGAGAACUGCCUGUCCAAAUCAAAGCAGACCAAACUUCACUGCUCAAAGGUUCUGAUACCAGAAAAGCUAACCAAGAGAAUAGCUCACGAUGUAUUGUGGCUUUCUUCAACUGAGCCCUGUGGUUUGAGGGGCUGUGUUAUCCAUAUCAAUUUACAAAUUGGAAAUGUAUGUAAAAAGCUGGAUAAAAUUAUCUAUGACCCCAGUGUUGUUCCUACUUUUGAACUGACACUUGUGUUCAAGCAGGACUGUUGCUCGUGGCCCAGUUUCAGGGACUUUUUCUUUACCCAAGCUUGUUUUGCAGCUGGCAGCAAACGUACUCUGAUUCUAAGUCCUGGGUUUAGGCUUAUUAAGAAAAAACUGUACUCAUUGAUUGGGACAGUUAUUGAAGAAUGCUAGAAAUCUUGUUGCACAUUUAAAACUGCACCUGAGGCCACGAACUAAAAUUCACAAGUGGAGUUUGAUAACCUGAAUUUUUAAGAGGUAUCUACACUUUGAGUCCAUGCACAGAAACCAGUGUGUUCUGUUUAUGCUAUGCCAACAAUUCAGUGUAUAAACCUUCAGGCUGGCAUAAGAUCUUCCCAGUGCAGUUUAUUGCCUGUUUAUUUCUGGGUCUGAAGAAAAGGCUGAAACAAGAGGGAAGGAAAGCUAAUUUUUUUGUUACUUAAAACUUAUAGCUAGCAUCUGACUGACCUGUCUUGCAGUCAACCAGGUAAUUAUUACUGAAACUUUUUAAAUAUAAAGCUCUUAUGCCAUAGAAUUAUUUAUAUCAGUAUAGGGUUAUAGUUAUGAAUAUUUUUCACCAAAAACUAUGGAGUUCUUAUUAAAUCAUGUUGAGCUAAUUAAACUGUGGCUGUCAAACUCCUCUACCCAACUCAAGAAAUAAAUCUUACCUUUUAAAAGGUACCAGACUUAUAAACCUGGUGCAAAAGCAAAUAUUUUCUUAAGGGUUAUGUAGUAAACCUAAUUCACUCAUUCUGAGGACUAUGCCAAAUUGCAGUGCAGUUUCAGCAACAUGCCCUCUUAAAAUUUUGAUGUAUUUAGGGGCAACUUAACUGACUUCUGUUUCAUCUAGUCAUUUGAGUUUGAAUAUUUGCUGUUGUUAAAACUUGGGGAAACAAUGCAAUUUGGGUCAUGACAGUGGAUUUAAAUUGCUGAAGUAGAAAUGCUAAAUCAUUGUCUUAGAAAACACUUGCCUACCUCAUACUCUGUUUUGAAAAUGAAAUAGGAAUGUCUGUCAGGAUUCCCUUCUUUUGCUGGGUAGAAAACAACUGCAUAAUAGGAUUUAGUCAUGUGCCUUUCUCCAAGUAGAACCAAGAAACACUUUUGUUGGUACUCUUGUUGGCUCCUUUCCAAAGGCUAGAAGAUCUCUCUUCUGGCAUGUUAAUUUUGUAAGCUUUUCUUUUGGUGGUAUGGAGGACUGAAGCCCCACUGAAGUGGCCCUCUGGUUCAGGCAAUUUCUCCCUUUCUUGAUCCUACCCUCUUAAUUAUCCAAAUAGCUAAAGUUUAGCUAAGUGCUCAAACUUAUGCUUUAUAUUGCUGCUCAGUGGUCACUUCUCCCUCCCCCCCUCCCACCCCUCCCCCACUGAAAUAGUGAUGGCCACUGUAACUCCACUUCUUUCAGAGCCACUAUGCAAUAUGGGAGAUCAGGAGGUAAAGGCUUGCCUAAUCAUCUAGUCUUCUUUUCCCUGCCAUGCUUCUUAGCAUGUGCCCAGAGAACAGUUACUAAGCAAAAGCUAAAAGGUCCACUGUGUGUCUUGGUUGCUGGCACUUGGUGAUCUUCAACAGAAGAGAGAGAAAUAGCCUUGGCAGGCAGGAGCCAAAUGGCUUAGCUCCUCGCAAUCAUUCUCUUGUCUUGCAAGUAGUUGAGAGAAAUCAACAUGUAUGAGUCACUUGUGGUACAAUUUGACACUUACCACGAGUAUGGGUAGAGGAAGGGAAAAUGUGUUCUCAAUCAAGUUGCAUUUUAGGUACACAAUGUAACAGGCUUAGGUGGAUUACAAAACUGCACUCUUCUAAGAUUUAGAAGCUGCCACACCUCUCAGCAAUUGAGCCUUUAGCUUACUAAAGCAGGACUAGUGUAAACUGACUUGCUUUGCACUUGUACUGCCUUUUAACGUUCAUGCCUUCAACUGUGGUGUCACUGUAUUGUUGGAUCUCGCUGCACUGAUGUAUAGAUGUUAAUCCUCUCUGCCUGACCUGUUCUCUGGCUUGCCUUUCCAGCUUCAAGAUAACAAUUACUUACAGGCAUUGUUCUUGAAACUGAUUCCUGUGCAAGGAAACAUUUGUCAUGACAAUAAAAAUUUAUAUUUUUAACUUUUUGAAUUUAGGUUGUCUUUGAGAUCGUUAUUCAUAUUAUGGUAGUGCACGGGAGCUCCAGUCAGACUGGGAACCCACUGUUCUAGGUGCUGUACAAUUCCUGCCCCAAAGUAAAGCAUAAAACAAGCAACAGAUGGCUAGUGGUAGAUGAGGGAGUAUAAGGAAACAAUGAGAGAAUGUCAUCUGUCCUGAGUUGUUAGCCUUUUUGGUCUGCUCAACCAGAUAUGUAUCACUUUUGCAUGACCAUAAAGAAUGUAACUGGUCGAGAGAAGACCUGCAGUAAGGUUGCUAAGUCAGCAAACAAGGAUGAUGAGCUUCCUUACAAAGGAGGGAUGAGUGUCGAGGACGGGGCGACGAGUUAAUUACUAUGCAAUAUAAAUAUCAGGGAAUACUCUUGACAAUUUGGUUUAUGGCAGUGUCCAAUAUUGUAGACACAAAAUGCUGCUUUCAUAAAUGAUACAAAAUAAUGGCUUAAACUCAAGUGGCUACACUUAUAUUUGCAACAAGAAUCAAAUAUUACCCUGAAUCUUACUAGAGCCAGUGAGAAUUGAAAGCCUCCCAACUUGUUUGUGGAGGAUAGACAAUAUCUUCACUAAAGACAACUCACAAGUUUAUUCCAGCCAGUUGUACAUGGCAGCUGGUGCCUCUAUCAAACAACCAUGGCAACAGGUGUCUUGGGGGGGUAAGUCUCAUUGAGCAGGAAUCAACUAGCCAUGAAAACCAGUUGCUUCAUGUAGAGUGAGGGGGCAUGAAGACUGGAAGCAUUAUUCCUAUUGUGGGGAGAAACUCUGGUGUAGUUAGUCCUCCAUCUUUCAAAGGCAUGUGUCCUUUUUUUUAAUAUAUAUCUCUCUUUUUUUAAUAUCUCUCUUGUAGUAGUUCCUGUAACACUGUGCAAGCUUCAAA
Molecule: messenger RNA, 3685 nt
Organism: Pelodiscus sinensis (Chinese soft-shelled turtle)
Lineage: Eukaryota; Metazoa; Chordata; Testudines; Trionychidae
Gene: DDIT4L
Product: DNA damage inducible transcript 4 like
Biological process (GO): negative regulation of signal transduction
Cellular component (GO): cytoplasm
Source: RefSeq, a predicted model, not a curated record